UAAGGAGUAAGCAAGGUUCUCUGUCAAGGAGACAGUUGCUGCGCAGAGCAAAGGAGAGAGCGGGGACGGAGGGAGCUCGCUGUGGAAAAGAGAGGGAGACCAGGCUGUGAACUGAAAAGCCAAAAAGGCAAUACCCCUAAAGGACUACAACCACAAAAAACCCCUCACACAAUCUGCCACACCAACAUCUGCACAGCAAACAGAACCGCAGAGUCAUCCUGGAGUCCCUAAAGAGCGGACUACUCUAACUCGCAGUUCUGGAUUCAGACCCAACGCUGGCACCCGUUCCAUGAGGAGACAAGAGAAGGGCUUCCGCUGAGUCAAAGGCAGCGCUGGGUUAACGGAGGCGGACCAUGCUCCUCACACUGCCCAUGCUGCUGCUGGUGCUGCCUGGAGCCUCUCACAGCUCGCUGGUGAAAACGAACCUGGGGCUGAGGGUGAAGAGGGGCCGGUCGGCGUGCCUUCAGGAGGGGGACCUCCAGUUCCACAUCCCCCAUGUGAAGGACGCCUGCAAGGUGGAGGUGGUGCUCAAUGAGCCAAUCACGCAGAGGGUGGGGACUCUGUCGCCUCAGGUAUUUGACUGCCAUUACCUUGCUGAUGAGGUGAAGUAUGUUCACAACGGCUGCCCCAUACUUAAGGAAGAUACUGUCAAACUCCGACUCUACAGGUUCACAGAGACAGAGACGUUCACUGAGGUCUUCUCACUCCGUGUGGAGGUCAUGGAGCCCGACUGCAACAUCAUCAAACCAGGUCUCAAGUCGCUGGUGGUGCCAGAAUUCUACGGCCUGUCAGACACGCUGGACGGAAAUGUGCUGUCCUUCCACUAUGAGAGGAUGACCAGUCUGGAGUGUAGCAUCCACGUGGACACCCAUGAGACCCACUUACCAGCUCAUGGUCAGCUAGUUACUGGAGAGCCGAAGCAGCUGGAAGCUCGAGGAGAUGAACCAGAGAGCUUCAUUCCUCUCCGCCAGAAGCUAGAUAAUAAGGCCAGGGCCAUGUGUAAGACUGAAGACUGCCUCAGGGGCCUGAAGCUGGCAAAGGUUACCAAAGUGCCCUGUGAUGAGUUCCUGCUGAUGGGCCUGAGGUACCAGCACAUCGACCCGCCCUCCCCAGAUGUAGAUUACAUCGCCAUCCGGCUGGACCUUACUGACACCAGGAGUGGUGGCAUAUACCAGUCCGAGCGAGUCUGGAUACCGAUCCACAUCACCGGUGCUGUCCACAACCAGCCGCCCAAGCCAGCAUUCAUGUCCAUGUUCCUCCUGGAGGUAGACCAAUUCAUCCUCACGCCACUCUCCACUGCCACCCUGGACGCAGAUGACGGGGAGACCCCCAAGAAGCUCCUGGUGUUUAACGUCACCAAGCCCCCUUCAGAGGGUUUCAUUACUCAUCUGUCGGACCACACUCGGCCAAUCUCCUCCUUCACCUGGGUGGACCUCAACGACAUGCUCAUCGGCUACCAGCCGCCCAACUCAUCCCACACCCAGCGCAGGAACUAUGAGGCGGAAUUUGAAGUACAUGACUUUUUCUUUGAGAAAAGCCCCCCCAUUGUGGUCCAUAUGUCCGUCAGAACAGCAGACACCAAUGCACCCAGGGUGUCCUGGAACAUGGGUCUUAGUCUCCUUGAGGGUCAGUCUCGUCCAAUCACGUGGGACCAACUCCAGAUUGUGGACAACGACAACCUGAAGGCCGUACGCGUCAUCACUGUGGACGGCCUCCAGCAUGGCAGAUUAACGCUGAAAGGCGGCAAGGGAUUUAUGUUCACCGUGGCGGACAUCCACGCCGGCGACGUGCGGUACCACCACGACGACAGCGACACCACCAAGGACUUUGUCAUCUUUCGAAUCACGGACGGUCGCCACCAGACCAGGCACAAGUUCCCCAUCAACAUCCUGCCCAAGGAUGACAGCCCACCGUUUCUCAUCACCAACACAGUUCUGGAGCUUUCUGAGGGUCACACAGCUCUGCUGAGGGGAUCCGUCCUGCAGGCCUCGGACAUGGACUCCAGCGAUGACUACAUUCUGUUCAACGUCACCCGGCCUCCACAGGCUGGGGAGCUCAUGAAGAUCCCUGGUCCUGGACUCACUGGGUAUCCUGUCAGCCGUUUCUUGCAGAAGGAUCUGUUCCACUCCGUGGUCUACUACCGCCAUCUAGGGAAUGAGGUGUUUGACGACUCCUUCGAAGUGGUGCUCUCCGACUUCCAUGACCCACCGAACCUUUCAGAACCUCAGGUCAUCGUGGUGCACAUCAACCCCGUCCCUGACCAGCCACCCAAAGAGGUCCCCGGCGUGACCCGGUGCCUGGUGGCCAGGGAGACGGAAGUGAUCCACCUGACAAAGAAGCAGCUCCACUUCACCGACCCAGAGUCGCCGGACAGUGAGCUCACAUACACGGUCACCACUCCGCCCUUCUUCGUCCACACCUAUGGGGGUCAUGAUGCCGGGAGGCUCUUCCUGGUCGACAGCAUCCCCACAUUUAGAAAGGACCCCGACGCACCCGUGCUAAGGCUUUUCACACAGCACGCUGUCAACCACAUGAAGGUGGCCUACAUGCCACCCAGUGUGGACAUUGGGCCUUACCCACAGCACAUCCAGCUGGUGCUCUCUGUCACCAACCAACAGGGCACCACCGUGCCUGGCAUCUGCUUCAACAUCACAGUGCUGCCCGUAGACAACCUGGCCCCAGAGGUGCACAUGAAGUCGCCGUCGGUGGACGAGGGUGGGGAGUGCUUGGUCGGUGUUCACCAUCUCCAGCUGACUGACCAUGACUCCAUGGAGGACCAGCUAAGGGUAGAGCUGAAGAAGGAGCCCCAGCACGGAGCUGUUCAGCUGGAUGGCUUCCCCAUGAAACCGGGCCAGUCCUUUACUGUUCGCGACCUGAAAAGCCUAAAAGUUAGAUAUCGUCACGACAGCUCGGAAACGGUGGGAGAUACCAUUGAAUUCAUCGCUACGGAUGGGAUCAACCCAGUCGAAUUUGUUCUGGAAGUGAAGGUGACACUGGUCAAUGACGAGGUUCCGGUUCUCAUGCCGGACCUGAAGCCUGUAUUGGACUGUGCAGAAGGACAGGAAGUCAUCAUCACCGUUGAAUACAUCUACGCCACCGACGUAGACAGCGAUGACGGCGGUCUGACCUACAUGAUUGCCCGGCAGCCACACCACGGCGUAGUGCGCAAAAACGCUGUUGUGGUCGAUCGCUUUGUUCAGGCGGACAUCGUAGCGGGGAUUAUCACCUACAAGCACACAGGAGCAGAGAUUGGGCUAAGCCCACGACACGACACCAUCACGUUCGUCAUAUCGGACAGCCAGGCAGAGAACGCCCCGUUGUGCUGCGGUGGCCGAGGGGACACAUUCAAAGGGCACCAGACAUCCAUCCAGGAAAGCCUGCCUCUGUAUGACCUGAAGGUCACUGUGUUCCCCGUGGACAGCCAGACACCUUCUAUUGGUACAGGAGAAAUAGUUGUGGUGGAUGAGGGGGGUGUGGCUCCGAUCACUGCAGCCCACCUCAGGGCCUUGGAUGUGGACACUCCUCUGGAUGUGCUGGUGGUCAGUCUGGUCGUUCCUCCCCAGUAUGGUUACAUUGAGAAUACGCUGCCCAGCCCUGGCUUUGAGAAAAGCAACACAGGCAUCAGUAUUGCCUCCUUCUCCUACGGGGACAUCCUGAAAGGACAUGUGAACUACGUCCAGUCCAGACACCAGAGGAUCGAGCCAACUGCUGACCAGUUCAUCCUCUGCGUCUCUGACGGGAAACACACCUCUGCCAAUGUCCCCUUCUACAUCCUCAUUAGCCCCAUCAAUGAUGAGGUCCCGGAGUUCCUCGCCAGAAACAUCACGGUACAAGAGGGACACAUGAAACAGCUGGAUCCUGCUGUUAUAAAUGCAGUGGAUCUAGACAUCCCUAAGAACGAACUGAAGUUCAGCCUGAUCCAGGCCCCACAGCACGGUUCCAUCAUGGGCCGAACGUAUGGCAGCGGUCUGCCCCCUAACGGAGGAACCAACCACAGGCAUUGGGACGCUGAGGUUCUGGUCCAUGACUUCACCAUGGAGGAACUAAGAAACGGUAUGUCCCUGAUGUACAUGCAUGACGACUCUGAGAACAUGGUGGACACCUUCACCAUCCAGCUGACCGAUGGCAAACACCAGCUCCAGAGACAGGUGACCGUCAACGUCCUUCCAGUCAAUGACGAGGAGCCUCGGGUUGUAAGGAACAACGGCCUGGAGGUGGAGGCGGGAGACGCCAGGCUGAUCUCCAGUGCCAGUCUGUUCGCCCAGGACGGUGACACCCCUUCCCAGGAGAUCGUCUACAUGUUAGAGAAGGUUCCUACUCAGGGCCUCCUGCAGGUUAAGGUAGGCUCUGAUUGGGUGACCCAGUCCGCCGGGAUGACUUGCACCCAGGAAACGGUGGACAUGAAUCGGCUGCGCUACCUCCACACGGGUCCCCUAGGGGCAACACAGGACUUCUUUACGUUUCAUCUGCUGGACGGGAAUAACCGCUCCCCCGCACAGCACUUCCACAUCUCCCUCAAGGACAUGGAGAAAGGAAACAUUGCCAUCUUUGUCAAGCCGGUGAAAACCAGCCGUGGCGAGCGCGUGAUCCUUACCACGGACGUUCUGUUGGCGACAGACGGUACGGACAAACCCGAAGAGCUGCUCUACAUCAUCACGGUCCCACCCAGACACGGCCACAUGGAGUACAUCAAGCACCCCGGAGUGGCCAUCAGCACCUUCAGUCAGAUGGACAUCGCUGCCAACCUGGUGGGCUACGUCCACGACAACCGAGGCACCGCACAGCUCGAGAGACUACAGUUUGUCAUCAGCAAUGGCAAGACCACCCGUAACGGCACCCUGGAGAUCUCGGUGGAGACCACGGACCGCAUUCUGCCCUCCCUGGUGUCGAACAGCGGCCUGAGAGUCCCCCAGGGCUCCUCUAUGGUGCUGACCCCCCAGGCCCUUGCCCUGUCCGACCCCGACACCCCACCCGCUGACCUGACCUUUGUUGUGGCCCAGCCCCCACAGUAUGGCGCCCUGCUCCGGGGGGGGGUCCCGCUGGCUGCCGGGGGCAACUUCACCCAGUGGGACCUGCAGGAGCAGGGGGUGACUUACACCCAUAGCGGUGGCCCCUCGGAGAUCGACCGCUUCGCCUUCACGGCUUCGGAUACCACCGACAGGGGCUUCCUGCUGGAGGGGAGGUUGCAGACGGAGCCUGUGGUCUUCACCAUUCAGAUCGAGCUGUUGGACAGCACGGCCCCGGAAGUGGCGCAGCUGCAGUCUCUGUGGAAGGCCGAGGCCCUGUCUGACGGUCGCUACGGGAUUUACCUGUCGUCCCGGGAGCUCAGAGCGCAGGACGCCAACACCAAGGACGAAGACCUCACAUUCCACAUUCACAGACCGCCAUACUUCGGAUACCUGGAGAACAGUGCGACAGGCAGCUUCGUCCAACAGCGUUUCACUCAGUGGGACCUGAACAGGAGGACCAUCGUGUACGUUAUAGACCCAGCGACGGAAGCACUGUCAGACAGUCUGGAGUUCAGAGUUUCUGACCCUCUGGGGAACACCGGGCCCUCCCACACGCUGGAGCUGAAGUGGUGCCGUGUGGAGCUGGCUGGGUCGGAGUACCAGGCUUGUGAGGACGAGGGCGCCGUCUCACUGGACAUCCUACGGAAAGGCAGCGUGGCUGACUCCUCCUACAUCACCAUCAAGGUAAGAGAAGGCACCGCGACCGCUGGGAAGGAUUUCAUUCUGAGCCCAUCCAGCCUAAUCCAGUUUGAUCCGGGUGUUUCUAAACGGAGCUGGCGUAUAGAAAUCACCCAAGACCAUCUGGAGGAGGCGGAGGAGACAUUUGAAGUCGUGCUAGUGGCCCCCGAGGGAGCCCUGCUGGGCAGCACCUCCAAAGCUCUGGUCAAGAUUAGAGACGCAGGAAAAGGACAAUGUGGAGCCGGUCAGGGCCCUGCGAGCUCCAGUCUUGGGGGAAAGCAGGUGCAGGCCGGGCCCUACCCCCAACACGGCUCCAUUCACCUGGAGGCCUUGCCUCUCGCCCCGGUGGACCAGCAGGUGACCUGGACCCUGGGCGAUGGCGUCUCCCAGGCGGUCCCAGCUGACGUGCACGCUACGGUGCCGGUCGAACCCAGGAAGAUUCUCAGAGUUGUGGGCAACAGAAAGGCUAUUGCACCAUCGUCAGUCCAUCGUAAUGGAACAGACACUGUGUUCACGUACCACGGGAUCACGUCCUUACGAGUGGAGGAUGAGACGUCUCCAUCCCGGAAGGGAAGGAAAGCUAAUAUUCAGGUGACCAGCAGGGGGCGGCAGUGGGCCCCCCAACCAUUGGCUCUGAAUCAAAAGCCUGUCCCUGUCCCUAAAAUGAACGGUGACAGUCUGCUCCCACGUUCAGAGACAGCGCCAGCCACCGUAAAGGAGCUUCCAGGUAACUUUAGCCCUAAACCCUGUGUCCCAGGGCUGAUGGGGCUAUUGCAUUUCAACCAGAGCUCAGGCCGACUCCACUACUGCAACGGGGUCUCCUGGAGGCCUUGGGCACCCACUGAUGAGAUGGUCAGGGGUCAGGCGUGUGGUAAGGGCUGGACCUAUCACAACGGCUACUGCUUCCUCCUGAGCACCGAGCGCAAAGCUACGUGGAGCACCGCCUUCAAGGCGUGUCGGGAGAGUCACCAAGCCAGUCUGGUGAGCAUUUCCUCCAAGGCCGACAUGGACUGGUUGUGGGACUUCAGUGAAAGGAAACCGUUCUGGAUAGGCCUGAACGACAGGGAGAGCCGGGGCCGCUGGGAGUGGGCGGGCGGAGAGCCUGUCACCUACACCAACUGGAGGAAGAGCCCAGCCCGGGGGACGAGGAAGGGGACCAAAAGGUGUGUUCUGGUGUGGAGGAAGGCCAAGUGGCAGCCCAGAGACUGUAAGGCCGGCAAGGGACAUCGCUACGUGUGUUACCUCAAGACGUGACCCACAAGGGGACCUCUACGUCGGAUUUAGAACCGGAGCGGCUUCGUUUCCAUUCGCCGUGGCGACACGAGAGGAGGCGAAUGGCAGCAAAGGCCACACAUUUAACCAAUCGAGUCCCAUCAACCAAUCGAAAAGGUACCCAAAGGACAUGUUUUCCUCUUCUGUUACUCUGGCGCGGCUGCAAUACAGUACAUCUGCAGUAAAUGGGGGCAUUUGUUUCCAGUUAAGACAUGAGGUCGUUGGUGAAUGAGGUAUUUCAAAUGCAGUGUCUAUUCAAGCGACGGUCGUUUUAAAAGGGACAGUUCAUGCAAAUGAGCCUCCAACGCUCAGUGGAAUGACCAUGUACAGAUUCUGUUCAGCUGUGUAGCAUUGUUCACAGCCUUACUAGAUACUGGUAACUGCUGUACUUGUCAUUCUGCAACAUUUAACGUCUAACAGAUUGUACUGUGAUGCAUAACUCGUAAUGUGUAUAUUUUAAGCAUUAUUUGAUUAAACCGAGUCAGUGGGAGCAAGGUUGUAUUCAAAUAGCAACACUGUAUUUUUUUGCUUUUCAUACAGAAUUACUGUUGGAUGAAUAACUACAUGACUCAGGUGAAUCUCAUCAAACGUGAAACCUCAUGGUUCUAGCUGUAGUCCCCAUUAUCCCACGUAACUAGUCACAGGACAGUCAUCUGCUGUGGAACGUGUAGUUGUGGGAUCCCUUGAUACAUUCAUGUAAUCUUUACUACUCAAUUAUUGUACAGAAUUGUAUUUUCAUAUUCCAUUUAAGUGUUAUGAUCUGUGUGUGUGCCAAUAUUUCAUGAAGUUGUAUAUCA
Molecule: messenger RNA, 7756 nt
Organism: Esox lucius (northern pike)
Lineage: Eukaryota; Metazoa; Chordata; Actinopteri; Esociformes; Esocidae
Gene: frem1a
Product: Fras1 related extracellular matrix 1a
Exons: 37
Coding region: 354-6941 (2195 amino acids)
Biological process (GO): cell communication
Cellular component (GO): membrane
Source: RefSeq, a predicted model, not a curated record